Messenger RNA from Aspergillus ochraceoroseus IBT 24754, 1141 nucleotides. RefSeq lists its product as uncharacterized. The record is from RefSeq and is a predicted model, not a curated record. The coding region runs from base 1 to 951 and encodes 316 amino acids. The transcript is spliced from 3 exons. Lineage: Eukaryota; Fungi; Ascomycota; Eurotiomycetes; Eurotiales; Aspergillaceae.
AUGCCAUCCCCAGACAAUAGCAUGCUUCUCACUGGACCACACGGCGGAUUUGCGUGCAAGACCCAAAUUCAUAAGUCUUCUAUCAAACUCAAUUGCUCUAACAUGGAAAACGAGACCCUCCUUGAGCUCUCCUCCCCGGCCCAAGCGGACUUCACCUCCCCCACACUUUUCUCCGCUUUCCACCCCGAGCUAGCUCUCCUCUUUAUCCUCCCUCUGACUCUCUUCCUCGCCCACUCUAUCCGGAAAGACUACCAUGCCUUCCUCGCCCUGGGACCAGGCGGCACUCCCUCAACUCCAGCAGGGUACCUCCGCAUAUGCCUCCUCCGUCUCGUGACCAUCCGCGACCCGUUCGCCCCACCGUCUCUACCCUCAGUCCUCCACCCCCAACAGGGCUUCCUGCAACGCAAUGCCCUCUCUAUCCGCCGUGGCCCCCGCCCAAAAGUCGUUGGCAUCGCGCCCCAGCGCCAAGUUACCCAGAAACCCGGCGCAGCCAUGUACGACGCUCUCUCCGCAGAAAUCCAUCGGCUCGCCCGGCAACACCCAGAAGCAUUAUACACCGCAACCUCGUGCUUCGAGAAACACAGCACGGGGAUCUUCUGCCGCCUCAGUAACCCAACCAUGUCCACAAACCCGUGCAACAGCGAGACCUGCAAACAACCUCGUCCCUCCCAAAACUUGAACCUCCGAGUCACCUGCAACGGCGAAGUCUGCCACUCGCACCCCAGCGACGGAAGCCUCCAUCUUACCCUCCACCCGGCAGACGUGAAACUUGUUCUCGAGCGUGGCUGGGCCCAGCGACACCCUCUCGCACGGGAAAGCUGGUGGUGGCGGAGAAUCGUCCCGACUGGGUUUGUGAUGAUCUAUGCUCCCCGCGACGCGGAAGAACUGAAAUGCGUGGUCGAGAUAAUCCGUGCCGCUGCGUGGUGGGUUAGCGGGAAGGAGUUACAGUAAACUACCCACCCGCCUUGCCUCCGAGCACCUUGAACUGCUAACUACACUCUCUGUGUCCUGCAUACUCUCCUAAGUGGAGAACUAACUCGACAGGAAGUUUUGUUAAUACUGACUGACUGACAAACCAUCCAACGAUCCAACCAUCCAACCAACCAACAAGCAGACAAGCAAGCAAACAAAAGUGCCCUGU